Messenger RNA from Arabidopsis thaliana (thale cress), 1739 nucleotides. RefSeq names its product inactive rhomboid protein. Bases 155 to 1474 code for a protein of 439 amino acids. Lineage: Eukaryota; Viridiplantae; Streptophyta; Magnoliopsida; Brassicales; Brassicaceae. The transcript is spliced from 6 exons. The record is from RefSeq and is marked reviewed.
GAAAUCUCACAUUUUGAAAUUACAGAAAACUCCAAAGAACCCAAAAUUGAAUAUUGAAUAUUGAAAAUUGAAAAAAUCUCUCUUUGAAGAAUUGAAAUCUCUCUUUGAAGACGAACGAACCUCGUUGAUUCCUCCAUUCCUCUUCGGCUCGUCCAUGAAUGAACCCGGUUCGGAUCCGGAUCCCGGGUCUUACCCAAUUCCGCAUGCUUCAGUCCAUCUCGCCCCUUUCUUCUCUCCGUAUACUCGUCGCCUCUCUACUCACUUUACCCGUCGUUGCCAGCCUCUACAAUCGUCUCCCCCGCUAGCUUACAUCUCUCUCCAGGGUUUACUCGUCAAUUCCGAUGAAGCCAGCUCAGCGCGAUCAAUCGGCGGCGGAUUGAGCAGAGAGGAAUCCCUUGCGUGGGAGCUCUUCACGCCUUACCAAAGAUUCCUGCUUGUGGCGGUCAUUGGUGUCGCCGCCGCUCAGUCGAAGAAGAAUGGUGUCAUUCGUCAGCUCCAGAAAUCAGUUGAUCUUAGGGAUCAGCUUCUUUCAAGCAUGCAACAAAAGCUUGAUGAUUUGUGUCAUGAGCUAAAUCUUGCCAAGGAUCAGUCUGGAGCUGUAUCAAAGGUCUCAGAUCAUGAUUAUCCACAGUCAGCUCUUAAAGAAAAGUUUGGAUCUGAGAGGAUUAAUUUCGUAGAUUGUGGCUGCUGGCUAUGUGAUCAACAUCAUCACUCGUCACCUGCUGUACAGGAUAAAGCUCCCACAAAUCUGGUGCUUGAUGCAGAGCCAGAGGAAAGGCGUAUGUCUUACAUGUCAGAUUGGUGUUCUAGUGUCACUUCUGCUGCAGAAACCCAUUUUGAUAGUCUUUCACUCGACCAAGACAUGCUUUCCCUCAGAAAGGAGUGUCAAGAGAAAGAUGCAACAAUAAAGGACUUAACUUCAUUUCUUCAGCUGACCAACAAAGCUGGUUCAAAACGAGAAACAGAGCUUGAAGAGAUUAUUAGCAGGAAAAAAACGAUAAUUAAGAAGCUCAAGAGAGACGUAUUGGUGUUAGAAGACAAGGUCACACAGCUCACUAGGCUCCGGAGGUCCUCCUAUUCACCUGCAGUCUCAAAUACCCAUGAGUUCCCAAUGAGAAUGGAUAAUCUUCUUUAUGAUAUGGAUGUUCUUACAGCUUCUUCAUCCUCUGAUUCAGAAGCUACUGUAAACACACCCCAGCGAGCUGUGCUGGAGGCUCCAGUUGAUUCCGUAAAGGAGGAACCCGCAACUUUGGGACAAACCAAUAAAUCAGCGCCAGCUAAAUCCUCGACGUCACUUGUGAAAUCUGUAAAGCCGCCUUCAGUAGUUAGUCCAUCGACUACUCGGAAGCCUGUUUCAGUUUCUUCUUCUUCAAGGGUGAGACGGGGUUCCUCUACAGGUGAUUCAAAGAAACCUAGAAGGCCAAUUCAGACCAUCCCAAGAGAUUCCUCUGGUUCACAUAAGAGAUGGGUUUAAUAAGUAUUGGUCUGCUGAUAAGUUCAAGCUCUGAGAAAAAAACAAAAAUUACCAUUGAAUUGUACUUAAAAGUUUAGACAAGAGAUCCAUAGUUAGUUUGUUAAGUUCAAAUUUAAAAUUGUUUGAGUAAGUUAUGACUGGACCUGUUUAAUAUAUGUCUGAAGUGCAGAACCAGCUGCCAGAUGUGAAGUUGGUGAAUCUCGAGUUAUAUAUUGUAGCUAAAGAGUAUAAUAUAAUAAAAAAAGUUAUUUGUGUUGACUUCAUC